AUGUCGACCAAAGUCACCGUCACCGUCGAGGUCACGCACGAAGUGGCGGAGCGUAUCAAAACUGACAAUUGUCCGCCACACCUUAUGCAGCCUCUCCUCGCCUCGCUUCGCAAGGACCUGGUUGCCGCAAUCAAGGGCACUUCGGACAUCGUGCUACGAAUCAACAACGGCGAGAGCAAGAGCGUCACCGAGUCAACUCCCACCGGUGGAACAAAGCACACUACCGUCCGCCCAUCAGCACCGGCAUCAAAUGGUACCUACGAGAUCAAAAUCCAAGAGACCCACAACGUGACAGAUGAAGAUGGAUUAGACUGGACGGUCGAGGUCAAUAACCGAAUGACUGUGCAGCGCCUGAAGCAGGCCCUUCAAGACGACUACAUUGGGGAUGUCCGCCUCUUUGUCGACUACUUAGAAUUCUAUAGUAUCGAGAUGGACGAUCGGAAGACUCUAGGACAUUACAAGCUGGUGGCGGACAGCGUGGUUAAGAUGACCAUUGAUGUGCAUGAGGUCUAUGCAUAA
This is a messenger RNA of Fulvia fulva, 519 nucleotides long. RefSeq lists its product as uncharacterized. NCBI's taxonomy places the organism in Eukaryota, Fungi, Ascomycota, Dothideomycetes, Mycosphaerellales, Mycosphaerellaceae. The record is from RefSeq and is a predicted model, not a curated record. The transcript has 2 exons. The coding region runs from base 1 to 519 and encodes 172 amino acids.